Molecule: messenger RNA, 806 nt
Organism: Colias croceus (clouded yellow)
Lineage: Eukaryota; Metazoa; Arthropoda; Insecta; Lepidoptera; Pieridae
Exons: 2
Coding region: 53-778 (241 amino acids)
Source: RefSeq, a predicted model, not a curated record
AGCUGAUCGCGAAAGUGAAAGGUCGUUGACACACCGUGUGCGCGCGAGGGCAAUGGCCUCUACGGUCUUAAAAUGUUCUGCGUGUAACAUAGUAAUAAAUGAAGUGCUGGCUUUCAUGCACAACAAAAUGAACGUCAUGGAUGAAGAAGGGUUGGUGCAGAUCUGCCGAACGGCUUUCUCCACCGAUGAUAUUUUCGAAGCAAAAAAGUUGUUGUUUGACGCUGUUCCAAUAAGAAAAAUUAAGAAACGAAAGAAAGAAUCUAAAUCUACAAGGGACUUGGAGGAUGUCAUUGAACUCCUAAAGCAUAUAGAUGCAACUGAUCCAGAACGUCUACCAAUCUUCGUGGCUAGAGACCUACAUAAGUUACCACCUGUGACUUUCGAUCACGUAGACGUAACCAGAUUACUGCGUGAUAUUAACUUACUGAAGGACGAAUUAAAAACAAUUAAAUCUACUUAUGUCACAAAAACACAAUUAAAGGAUACAAUUGAAUGUUCGCGAGAAAAGUCGUUGAACUACAUAAACACAAAGCGGGGCGCAUACGCAUUGAAUAGCUAUAGCUCUGUGAUGAGUCAACGGCCACUGUUGCUAAGUGUAGUGCGAGUGAAGAGUGCGCGUAUAUAUCAUCUCUCUCGCCCUCACGCUCAACGAUGGAACCGGCCUUUCAAGGACAUUCGCCGAGACAAAGAAAUGAGGCCACUGCGGUUUCGACACACGCAACUGUUGAUAAAUGUGUUGUCUCAUCUCUUCCCGAACCUGAGAAAGAGACCGCGAUAGGCUCGCGCGUGGAGGCCAACACCGCGGU